AUGCUCCGAUUAGUUUUGCUAAUUGGUUUUAUAUUUGUGAAUGGCGAAGAAGUUCAUGUUGGAAUCGUUGGCGCUGGAUUCGCUGGACUUCGAGCUGCAAAAUAUUUCGAAGAUAAUGGAGUACGGUACACGAUUUUAGAAGGAUCCGGGAGAUUUGGAGGACGAGUUUAUCCUUUUCAGUAUGGUAAGUGCUUUUUUCGGUUUUGAAAAAAAAUUAUUAACUUAGGCUAAUUUAGGCGAUGGUUUUCUUCAACAUGGUGCUGAAUACGUAAACGGUUAUGACAAUGAGAUCUAUGGAAUCGUGAAGAAAUAUAAAUUGGCAGCUGAUGAAAAUUCAUUACCUGAUGACACUCCAGAAUUUUUUGUUAAUGGAACUCUUGUACCUAAUAAUAUCAUUCGAACUUGGCAGAAAUUCACAGAUUCUCUAGAUUUGAAGUUAAUUCAAGAAUCAGAAUCUGAACCUGAAAAAUAUGGAAAUCUAUCGAUUCUCUCAAGGAUAAAUUUCCAUUUUGACAAUUUCGUUAAAAACAAUACGGUAGUUCAAAGGAACAUUGGGAUUUUCCGAAGUCUUAAAGAUCUAUACUGUAAUAGUUAUCAAAUAGAAUGGUCAUCCCCGAUUGAUCAACUUGCUAUGGAAAAUCUGAAUAUUUGGGAUGACGGGAAAGAUGUUGAGACUGUUCUGAAUAAAUAUGGAUUCAACACAAUUCUUCAACAAUAUACAUCUGCAAUUGAUAAACGAAACGUUGUGUUCAAUACAAAAGUUAUGAAUGUGGAUUAUUCGAGUGGGAAAAAGGUUCGAGUGAAGACUCAGAAUAGCACCGAUUAUUUAUUUGAUUUUGUGAUCAUCACAAGUUCCCUAGGAUAUUUGAAAAACAAUUCCAUUUCAAUGUUCACCCCUCAGCUUUCCUUGAAAAAACAAAACGCUAUCAAAAACAUGGGUUAUGGCUCGAACCAAAAGAUUUUUCUGGAAUAUUCAAGACCUUGGUGGGAUCCAGAUUCAAUCAUCGAAUCUGCAUCUUCAAGUGGAAAUCUGCUAACUUUACAGCAAAGUUCGUGGGCUUCGAAUAUUCUUGUAGCUUGGAUUGCGGGGAAAAAUCAAUUGGCAGAUUUAGAGAGGGUUCCAGAUAGGAUUUAUAAAUAUAGCUGGAUUGAUGAUGAAUUCGCGUUGGGAAGUUAUUCAUUUUUGAAAACUGGAAAUGGGGAAGAUAUUAUAGAUCAACUUGCAUUGCCAAUUUAUCGAGGAAAAAGGUUAGAUCAUCAUUCUGUUUGAGCAACAGUUGAGGUCUAAUUUUCUGAAAUUCUAAAAUUUUUCCAGCCCGAUCAUCUGUUUUGCCGGCGAGCACACUUCUCCAAAAAUGUACCAAACAACCGUCGGUGCAAUUCAAUCAGGUUUACGUGAAGCGAAAAGAAUCGUGAAAUUAAUUUGA
Messenger RNA from Caenorhabditis angaria, 1427 nucleotides. The record is from the annotation of a GenBank genome assembly. NCBI's taxonomy places the organism in Eukaryota, Metazoa, Nematoda, Chromadorea, Rhabditida, Rhabditidae.